Molecule: messenger RNA, 4760 nt
Organism: Paramisgurnus dabryanus
Lineage: Eukaryota; Metazoa; Chordata; Actinopteri; Cypriniformes; Cobitidae
Source: RefSeq, a predicted model, not a curated record
CAGAUGUGAAGAGUGAUUCAUGUUUGGAUAUAGAAAUAACGUCCUCAACAUCAAAAGAGCGACUGACAGCACAAACUCUUUCCUGCAUCACCUGUGGAAAGACAUUCAGCUCACAGAGACAUUUAGAGAGACAUGAGAGAAAACACACAGAACAGAAACUCUUCAACAGAUCUGAGAUCAGUUUUUCUACCUUACAAGAGAAGAAACUUCAUUCAGAAGGCCACAGAGAGAAGCAGCAGUUUCACUGUGAGCAGUGUGGGAGGAUUUGUGUAUCUUCUUCUAAACUAAAUGUUCACAUGAUGACACACAGUGGUGAAAAGCCUUUCAACUGCACUGAAUGUGGAAAUUACUUCAAAACCAAAGACAUUCUUAAAAUUCAUCAGAGAGUUCACACUGGAGAAAAACCUUACGAGUGUCCUCACUGUGAGAAGAGAUUUAACUGUAAACAUAAUCUGAAGAGACAUGUGCUUUUACACACCAAUGAGAGACCGUAUCAGUGCAGUGAAUGUGACAAAACCUUUAGGGAUUCAGGUUCAUUAAAAUCACACCAGUUUACUCAUAAAGAGAAACUCCAUCAGUGUUCACACUGUGAUAAACGUUUCUGUCAUAAAUAUCAGCUGAUAAUCCAUGAGAGAGUUCACACUGGAGAGAAACCUUAUCACUGUAGUCUCUGUGGGAAGAGUUUUAGUCUAAAGCAGAACUUACUAAAUCACAAAAGAAUUCACACAGGUGAAAAACCUUUCAAAUGCUCUCAGUGUGACAUGACGUUUGCUUAUUCAGGUCACUUGAAAGCCCACCAGAGAGUUCAUACUGGAGAGAAACCUUAUCACUGUAGUGUCUGUGGGAAGAGUUUUAGUCAAAAAAAGACAUUACUAAAUCACAAGAGACUUCAUACAGGUGAAAAACCUUUCAAAUGCUCUCGGUGUGACAUGACGUUUGCUCAAUCAGGUAACUUACAAGCCCAUCAGAGAGUUCAUACUGGAGAGAAACCUUAUCACUGUAGUGUCUGUGGGAAGAGUUUUGGUCAAAAAAAGACCUUACUAAAUCACAGGAGAAUUCAUACAGGUGAAAAACCUUUCAAAUGCUCUCAGUGUGACAAGACGUUUGCUCAUUCAAGUUCCUUAAAAGCCCAUCAGAGAGUUCAUACUGGUGAGAAACCUCAGCAGAUCCUGCAGACCAAACUGAAGAUGUGUUCAGUUAAACUCAUCGACUGCAAGAACCUCAUGAUGAAGACUAAAACCGAACCCACAGAAAUCAAAACUGAACCCCCAGAAAUCAAAACUGAACCCACAGAAGAGGAAGAUCGCACCGAGGAAGAUGAUGAUUUCAUUACAGAAAAAGAUACAGAAUCUCAAUUCUUCAUCCUUCUUUGUGAUGUGAAGAGUGAUUCAUGUUUGGAUAUAGAAAUAACGUCCUCAACAUCAAAAGAGCGACUGACAGCACAAACUCUUUCCUGCAUCACCUGUGGAAAGACAUUCAGCUCACAGAGACAUUUAGAGAGACAUGAGAGAAAACACACAGAACAGAAACUCUUCACCAGAUCUGAGAUCAGCUUUACUACCUUACAAGAGAAGAAACUUCAUUCAGAAGACCACAGAGAGAAGAAGAAGAAGAAGAAGCAGUUUCACUGUGAGCAGUGUGGGACGAUUUGUGUCUCUUCCUCUGAUCUAAAUGUUCACAUGAGGAUACACAAUGGUGAAAAGCCUUUUUACUGCACUGAAUGUGGAAAAUACUUUAGAACCAAAUCCAAUCUUAAAAUUCAUCAGAGACUUCAUACAGGUGAAAAACCUUUCAAAUGCUCUCAGUGUGACAAGACGUUUGCUCAGUCAAGUUAUUUACAAGCCCAUGAGAAAGUUCACACUGGAGAGAAACCUUACGUCUGUGAUCACUGUGGAAAGAGCUUCUCUAAAUCAUCUCAAUUCAGAGUUCAUCAGAGAGUUCAUACUGGAGAAAAACCUUAUCACUGUAGUCUCUGUGGGAAGAGUUUUAGUGUAAAGGUUAGAUUACUAAAUCACAAGAGAAUUCAUACAGGUGAAAAACCUUUCAAAUGCUCUCAGUGUGACAAGACGUUUGCUCAGUCAGGUUACUUACAAGCUCAUCAGAGAGUUCAUACUGGAGAGAAACCUUAUCACUGUAGUCUCUGUGGGAAGAGUUUUAGUGUAAAGCAUACAUUACUAAAUCACAAGAGAAUUCAUGAAAAAUCUUACAAAUGCUCUCAGUGUGGCAUGACCUUUACUCAGUCAGGUUACUUAAAAUCCCACCAGAGAGUUCAUACUGGAAUGAAAUCUUAUCACUGUAGUGUUUGUGGGAAGAGUUUUACUCGCCAUGGCAGUUUAGUAUUACACCAGAGACUUCAUACAGGUGAAAAACCUUUCAAAUGCUCUCAGUGCGACAAGACGUUUGCUCAGUCACAUUACUUACAAGCCCAUCAAAGCGUUCAUACUGGAGAGAAACCUCAUCACUGUAUUUUCUGUGGGAUGAGUUUUAGACAACAGUAUGCCUUAAUAAUUCACAAGAGAAUACAUACAGGUGAAAAACCUUACAAAUGCUCUCAGUGUGACAAGACGUUUGCUCAGUCAAGUCACUUGAAAGCCCAUCAGAGAGUUCAUACAGGUGAAAAACCUUUCAAAUGCUCUCAGUUCUCAGUGUCCUUAUCAAUUUAAAAUCAUUAUGAGUCGGAGUCGUUUAUAAUGUGCAUUUAAAAAAGCAACACUCGUUAAACAAAAUCAUUCAAAAUAUUCUUUAUUAUCAUGAAAAUACCUGAAACAAUUUGAAGAACAGCGUAUAAAUAUUCCCGUGUAGACAUUUCCUGGAAUAGCGUUUGUAAUGCUACUUCUUGUGUGGCACAAAGGGAGUUUCUGCAUGAGAGCGCCCCCUGGCAUUCGGAUGUGCCGGGAUUUCACCGUAAUUCAUUAAAAUUCAUUCAUUGAGAUAACGCGCAUUUGCCAAUUAUUCGUUACACCCCUACUCACAAAUGAUGUCAUAAGGGGCUCUUAUUAUAAUAAUACCACCCCUUAAUCUGCACUAUCCAACCACAGCACUGCCAUUAAGUUCAGAAAAAAGUACAAUUGAGUUUUAAUUGCAACAAACCACCAUCAUUGUGAUUAUUGUGUUUGAAUUUUAUCAGCUCAUUUGCAUUUUAAAGGACGCACCCAAAACGGCACAUUUUUACACACACCUACAAGGUGGCAAUUUUAACAUGCUAUAAUAAAUUAAUUAUAUUUUGAACUAAAACUUCACAUAUGUGCUCUGGGGACACCAAAGAUUUAAUUGACAUCUUAAAAAGUCUUGUGCCAUGGCCCCUUUAAUUGACUAGGAAACGGUGAGGAAACGGUUAUUUCAUGAAUAUGUGGCCAUGAUUUUAAAGAAUAACAUUAAAUGUUUACACGUUAACACAUCUGACUCAUUAAAAGUAGCUAUCAUUUUAGAUAUCAGCUAAAUAAAGGCCUCCAUCGCAGAGCUUUAUUGUUUUAUAAUUCUUUAAUAACAGUAGUUAUAUCUAUAAACAGCAGACAUCCAUAAUGCCAUUGCCUAAUAAACUGCCUCAGGUGACACUGAACGCUGUGCUGUGGUUACUCAUAAGAACACAAGGUUUGCAAAAAAACUGGCUCUUUUUUGCGAGCGAACGCAAUAUCUUUUCAAUUGUUGAAAUAUAAUUUUAAGUCAUUGUCUUUAUCUUAUUGUAUAUAUAUUCAUCAUGUUUGAGAGCAAAACCAAAUAGAACUGUCCUGUAAAUGAUAAUGUAAGUGGGUUCCUGCAAGUUCCUGUCUCUUAUCUUAAUAUGAAAGAAAUUAGCCAGGUAACUGUGACCCUGGUACCUUUUGUUUUAUUGUUUGAGUUGAUGGCCAUUUGUUUAUGUUUGGGCCAAGGGUCUGAGUCAAAGUGCUGUUGUGUUUUGAAUAACACAUCAGAUAAAGGGACACAACACAGGUCAUGAGCAUUACUGUCCUGCCUAAUAUUUAUGUGAUUUAUUACACUAAAGAGUACAUGAGUACAACACACUGUACUAAUACAGUGCCAUAAUAUCGUCAUCCAAAAUAAGGACACUUGAGUAAUUUGAGUAGUUUGAUUUGUACAUUUGACUGCAUUCUUUUUCAUUUCUGAAUUUUUACUUCAAGAAUUUGAUAACAGACUAAUAAAACUAUUGGAAUAACUGAAAAAGCUAUUAUAUUGCUGGUCACUAAAAUGGUAUUUACUAUUAUGUGACAAUUUCUUAUCUUUUGUUACUGUAUUAGUUGCAGAGAUGGGCAUAAAUAGAUGGAAAUGUAUUUCAAAUACAAAUACAAAAUACUGUUUUGAAAAAUGUAUUUAAAUACAAAUACAGUAGGCCCUAUUUUGUAUUUUAAAAAUACACAAAAUACAUGUGAAAUUGGUGAUUCAGUGCAAGUAUUAGUAGGCUGAAAUCUAUCUGGGUCUAUUUCUGAAUGCCAAAAAGCAUUUAGAUGUGUGCAACUGCUUAGAAACUUGUAGUUUAUAUUUUUUUUUCAGGGGACCCAGAAUUCUCUAGCUACGGCCCUGAUUUUGGUCAUGAUGUUCUUUUAAAGUUUUAUUCUAAGGUGGUUAUUUUAACACAUUUUAACACAAAACGUCUUACAAAUGUUGCAUUUUGGUCAGGUUUUGUUUUCAUAGUGAACAGAUGUGAUUUACGUUUUUUACUACCUAGAGAAAAUGUGCCAAUUAGGUAUUUCAAAAUGUUUUUAAAACAUCCUUUUUUUUUAGGGUGUGGUUUUUAAAAGUUUUUAAAAUGUUGUGGCGCACAU